ACAAUAACCUCUUUUUCUUCUUCUAAGAAUCGUCUCCAUACAUAUAUAUGGCGAUGAAAAGUCUCUCCUUUCUUGCAGCUCUAUCUCUCUUGGCUUUGACAUUUCCAUUAGUCUUUGCUUCCGAUCCAAGCCCCCUUCAAGAUUUCUGUGUCGGCGUUAACACACCAGUAGAUGGCGUGUUUGUGAAUGGAAAAUUCUGCAAGGAUCCAAGGAUUGUUUCCGCGGAUGAUUUCUUUUUCUCUGGACUCAACAGAGCUGGAAAUACAAAUAACGCGGUUGGGUCCAACGUGACAACGGUCAAUGUUAACAACCUCGGAGGAUUAAACACCCUUGGAAUCUCACUAGUUCGUAUAGACUAUGCACCCAACGGUCAGAACCCACCUCACACCCACCCACGUGCCACCGAGAUCUUGGUUGUCCAACAAGGAACUCUACUCGUAGGGUUUAUCUCAUCAAACCAAGACGGAAACCGUCUUUUCGCUAAAACGCUCAACGUGGGUGAUGUAUUUGUGUUUCCAGAAGGACUCAUCCAUUUCCAGUUCAACUUAGGAGGAAUUCCAGCGGUAGCAAUCGCUUCUUUGAGCAGCCAAAACGCAGGUGUUAUCACGAUUGCUAACACAAUAUUUGGGUCUAAACCAGAUAUAGACCCGAAUGUUCUUGCAAGGGCAUUCCAAAUGGAUCCUAAUGCGGUCAGGAAUUUACAAGCCAGGUUCUAAUAAUGUAAUAAGAAAUAUAGUCUACGGAAUUACUUUAUUUUGUGUUUUGCUUCUGAAUAAUGACUAUGUAAUUAUAUUUGUUGGUUGCUUACAAGCAUGGUUCAUCGUACGUACUGUGACAUGUAUAAUGUUGGUUGUUGUUAUAUCUUAAUUAUAUUUGGUUAGUGAUUAUUAAUGUUUGUAUUUGUAUAGAAC
Molecule: messenger RNA, 911 nt
Organism: Arabidopsis lyrata subsp. lyrata
Lineage: Eukaryota; Viridiplantae; Streptophyta; Magnoliopsida; Brassicales; Brassicaceae
Product: germin-like protein subfamily 1 member 8
Exons: 2
Coding region: 48-716 (222 amino acids)
Cellular component (GO): cell wall
Molecular function (GO): manganese ion binding
Source: RefSeq, a predicted model, not a curated record